This is a messenger RNA of Liolophura sinensis, 8810 nucleotides long. Its product is annotated as neurobeachin-like. Lineage: Eukaryota; Metazoa; Mollusca; Polyplacophora; Chitonida; Chitonidae. The record is from RefSeq and is a predicted model, not a curated record. The transcript is spliced from 55 exons. Gene Ontology annotation, cellular component: cytosol; membrane. Gene Ontology annotation, biological process: intracellular protein localization. Gene Ontology annotation, molecular function: protein kinase binding. Bases 132 to 8384 code for a protein of 2750 amino acids.
GUUGACCGGCUUGUAAUUAAUAACGUGAAUGCCGGAAUCGCUCAAUACUGACAGCGCGUUACUAGAUGCGUUUGUUGCUGUGGAAGAUCUGAUUGCAGAUCUUUGAAGCUCAGGUGAAAUUGUAGGACGCUAUGGAGGGGAGUACGGAGGUAAAAGAGCAGGAGCCAGAGAAAGGGGGCGUGAAAACAGUGCAAGAGAUUCAGCAGUGUUCUGAAAAUGAUGAGCUCAAGUUUGGCUUGUUGAUAGGAUUGAUCAAAGUGGACCAGGUGUCCAGCAAGGAUGUGUUGGACACCGUCCUUUACCUGCUUGUUGGAGCAGACUUUGACAUUGAGACCAAUUUCAUCAUCAAGGAUAGUCAAAACAUUCUUCACAUGCUAAAACUGCUUGAAAACAGUCCUCCUAAACUUCAGGCCCAGAUAUGGAGUGUGUUCACAGCCAUGCUGAAGAAGAGUCAAAGGAACCUGCAGGCCUGUGCGGAGGUGGGACUUGUGGCCCAUGUGCUCAAUAUACUCGAGGCAUCGGAUGAUCUAGUCGCAGACCUGUUGAUCGACUUACUGAGUGUACUGGCCAGUUACAGUAUCACAGUGAAGGAGCUGAAGACACUGGUCAGCUGUCUGAAAGCCAAGGGAGGCAUGUGGCCUCGCCAUUCUGUGAAGCUGUUGUCAGUCCUUCGCCACAUGCCCCAGCGCCAUGGUCCCGAUGAGUUCUUCAGCUUUCCGGGGAAACAAGGCUCAGCGAUUGCCUUGCCUCCAAUCAAAACAUGGCCGUAUCAAAAUGGAUGGACAUUCUCUUGCUGGUUACGUCUGGACCCAGUUACAGGUGUAAACAUUGAGAGAGAGAAACCAUUCCUGUACAGUUUCCGAACAAGUAAAGGAAUUGGCUACUCGGCCCACUUCUUGGGGAAUUCCCUUGUCAUCACCUCCAUGAAGGUUAAGGGUAAAGGAUUCCAGCACUGUGUUAAAUAUGACUUCAAACCCAGAAAGUGGUAUUUGCUGACCAUUGUACAUGUGUAUAAUCGCUGGAGUAGAUCAGAACUACGAUGUUAUGUGGAUGGCCAGAUUGUCUCUCAAACAGACAUGUCCUGGCUGGUCAGUGCUAGUGAGCCAUACGACAAGUGUUUCAUUGGCUCAGGUACAGAGGCUGAUGAAGACUGUAUGUUCUGUGGUCAGAUGUCCACUAUCUACCUAUUCAGCGAGGCCUUGUCUGCUGCCCAGGUGGCUGCAAUCUACACCCUAGGACCAGGCUACAAGAACCAGUUCCGGUUUCACAAUGAGAGCUUGACCCAUAUCGGAGACGGCCACAAAAGGAUACUGUUUGACGGGAAGCUGACCUCUACGAUUGUGUUCAUGUACAACCCCAUUGCCUGUGAUCGGCAGUUGUGUUUGGAAUCCUCACCCAAAGGCAACAUGUCCCACUUUGUGCACACCCCUCAUGCUAUGAUGGCUGGGGAUGUGAAAGCUGUGAUUACUCAUUCCAUCCAUAGUACACUCCAUUCUUUAGGUGGAGUCCAGAUUACGUUCCCAUUGUUUGGUCAGUUGGAUUUGCCAGUGGACAAAGGUCCAGAUAGUAAAAGUGUUGUGGACAUCACAAUCUGCGCUGAUCUCAUGUGUCUGCUGUGUGAGCUGUUGGAGAGCUCUGAGGCAAUCCAGCAACAGAUGUUACAGACACGGGGAUUCCUCGUCAUCAGUUACUUCUUGGAGAAGGCUUCCAAGGACCACAUCACUCCGGCUGUGUUAGAGGCCUUCCUGGAUCUGACUCAACACUUGGUGGGGCUCGCGAGUGGUGGACCACUCCUCAAGAACCUCUUUGACCAUAUUCUGUUCAACCCAGGGCUCUGGAUACAUUCCUCCAUGGAGGUGCAGACCAAACUGUACUGUUACCUGGCCACGGAAUUCAUCAAUGACGCUCACAUCUACAGCAACAUUCGGCGAGUUAGUGCUGUCCUGCAGACCAUGCACACACUCAAGUAUUACUACUGGGUGGUUAACCCUCAGAACCGCAGUGGCAUCAGCGCUAAAGGUGCAGAUGGCCCUCGGCCAGAUCGUGAUGAGAUCAUCAAGCUGAGAUCCUUCAUGCUGAUGUAUGUGAAGGAGCUGAUCCUGAAGGGACAGGGGAUCCUUGAGGAUGAGCUACAGAGUAUCCUCAACUACCUGACCACGCUACAUGAGGAUGACAACCUGAUGGAUGUGUUGGAAUUGACAGUCUCGCUAAUGGCUGAACAUCCCUCUUCUAUGGUUCCGGCAUUUGACAAGAAAUUAGGAGUCCGGACAGUUUUCAAGCUGCUGGCAUCACCUAAUGAACGGCUGAGAUUACAAGCUCUUAAACUCCUAGGCUUUUUCCUGAUGAGGAGCACUCACAAACGCAAGCACGAGUCCAUGGCUCCCCACAACAGCUUCAGUCUGAUCGCAGAGAGGUUAAUGCUCAAUGUGUCUGCCAUCUCCAUGGCAACUUACAAUGGACUUUUCCAGAUUUUGACAGAAAGACUUACCAUUGAAAUCCUAAAGGGAAAGCAUCCAGAACCAGAGUCUUUCUUCAAGUUUGAAAAUCCAGGCAUUCUGAAAGUGGUGGCAGUGUUAAUACGUCAGUCUCAGCCCAGUCCUGAAGUCACUGAAGUGAAGAAAGUGUUCCUAUCUGACCUCACCAUUCUGUGCAAUAAUAACAGAGAAAAUAGAAGGACUGUCUUGCAAAUGUCCGUCUGGCAAGAGUGGCUGUUCUCUUUGGCGUACAUCUACCCACGUAACCAUGAAGAACAGAAGAUCACUGACAUGGUUAUGGCCUUAUUUAGAAUGCUGCUGCACCAUGCCAUCAAGUAUGAAUUUGGAGGUUGGAGAGUUUGGAUCGAUACCUUGGCUAUUCUACAUUCCAAGGUGGCUUAUGAGGAUUUCCGGAUUCACAUGUCCAAGAUGUACAAUCAGUAUGAACGACAGCGUGUGGAUCACAUCAGCGACCCAGAAGAACGGAGGCAGCACCCCGUCAGUACGAUCUCGGGGGUAGGGGAUCAUGAGGAGAACAGACCCAUUCCCCGCAGCUCUGUCACCAUCAGAGAACUCCCUGAGGAAUCCGAGGAUAACACGGAGAAGGAGGUGGAACCAGGGGUUGGUGUGACCAGCCAAGGGGCCGAGUCACAGGAGGGUGCGGCCAGAGAAGAGACAGAGCAGGCUAGAGAAGAGGACAUAAAGCAAAACAUUAACCCUGAUGUGGUCGCAUUCAUGAAUGAAGUGGUCGAGGAAGUUGUCCAAAGAGUUGAUGCUAAAAUAGCGGAGAAAGGAUCAACAGAAAACCCUUGUCCUGAAGACAAGACAGAGGGAACUGAAAGUGAGGUAACGAAAAACAAAAGCAAAGAAGAGGCAGAAAGUGGGGCAGAGGGUGGAGAAGAAGGCAAGUUAAACAUCCCGCUGACCCGUAGCCCCAGCCAGAAGAACCAGGAAGGGCGACACAUCUUCAGCCCUGGUCCGCGGGCCCCUCCCUUCAGGAUCCCGGAGUUCAGAUGGUCAUACCUUCACCAGAAACUUCUCUCAGAUCUGCUCUUUGCCAUAGAAACUGACAUCCAGGUGUGGAAAAGUCAUAGCACGAAGACCGUGAUAGACUUUGUGAACGCCGGGGAGAACCAUGUGUAUGUGGUGAAUGUAACUCACAUGAUAUCCCAGCUGGCUGAUAACCUCAUCACAUCCUGUGGGGGACUCCUGCCUUUGCUCGCUGCUGCAACUUCACCUUCGGGAGAUGUGGAGAUUCUGGAACCCACCCAGGGACUGAGUCUAGAGCAGGCCGUCUCUAUCCUCCAGCGGAUCAUGAACAUGACCGACAUCCUUGUCUUUGCUAGCUCCACCAACUUCGCGGAGCUUGAACAAGAGAAAAACAUGCCACCAGGGGGCAUUCUCAGGCAGUGCCUUCGUUUAGUUUGUACGUCAGCUGUGAGGAACUGUCUGGAGUGCCGGCACAGGUACAACUGUUCAGGGGAGAACUCACCUGUCCCGCCCAGCGGACGUAAAACCUCUCAGGUGUCAGAUAGCAGUGAGGAUCCAAUCCAGGCCCUCAUUAAUGGCACUCAGCCCUCGUCAAAGGUAGGACAGGCACAGAAUAUAGUAGAAAACCUGGGAGGACAGAAUUCGCCGAUAAAAGACGUGGAGAAGCUGUUACAGGACAUGGACAUCAACAGACUGAGGGCAGUCGUGUAUAGAGAUGUGGAGGAGACAAAACAGGCACAGUUCCUUGCAGUAGCCAUUGUCUACUUCUGCUCCGUAUUGAUGGUUUCCAAGUACAGGGACAUACUGGAGCCCCCUACCCCAACAGGCACCCCGACAGCUGCCCCUAACCGUCGCAGUCUGCAGUCUCCAUCCACACGCAAUAGUCUAGAUGCUGGGAAGGAGGCAGUGGAGCAGCCCAUGUACCAGAACGGAGAAGUGAACGGUGAAGGUGAUGAUGUAGAGGAAGCCCAGGUGGCGAGCAACGAGACAAAUCAUGAGAAUGAGACAUCCGCUCAGCUCAACAGCAGCUGUGAGGAGGAGGCAGAGCUAGACGUCCAGGUGGAGGUGGAAGUUCACAAAGGCACCUCAGCAGAAACUGAAGGUGCUGUGGAUGGAAAUAAAGUUGAGAAUGAUGAAUCUGUGAAUAAGGAAGAGAAAGAUGAGGAAAAGAAUGAGACAGAGGAAGGUGAAGGGGUUGAGGAGAAAAACAAUUCAAGAGAAGAAGCAAAAGAUGCUGAAAACCCGUUGGAAGCUGAGGAUAAGGUAGAAGACCUGGAAAAGGAGACUGAAACUGAAAGUGAGAAGGUUGAAAAGGAGGAGGACACAGCAGUUUCUGAGGAGUCAAAUAAACCAGAGGAUAGCUUUCAGGCAGAGGUAAACAGUGAAGAUACAACAACAACAACACAGUCAGUGGAAUCUGCUGUGGUAAAAGAGAGCCAGGAAGCAACGCAGAAUGAGGUCACAGAUGUUGCUAGUGCUGAACAGGUACAGGUUUCUUUGCCGACAGAGUAUGUGGCCAAUCCAGUGGAGAACGUCUCCCAGAAUAACAGCGCCUCACGGGAAACCCACCAAGAACCUUCUGAUCACCCUCAGCAGCCAGCCAUCGCCUCCAUAGCAAUCAGCGAGAAGCCCGGAGAACAGGGCACCACCUCCCACAAACCAGAGAAGCUUGACCUGAGGGGUCACAUCCCCGGGCCUGUGGAGAACCUACCCCUGCCCAAUGAGGGUGGGUCACUAACGGAGCGACUAGAGAGAGCCCUAGGCUCUGUGUCCCCACUGCUGAGAGAAAUCUUUGUGGACUUCGCUCCAUUUCUCUCUAAAACUCUUAUAGGAUCUCACGGUCAAGAACUUCUUAUAGGAGGUUUGGUGACACUGAAGCAGAGCACCUCUGUCGUAGAGUUAGUCAUGUUACUGUGCUCUCAGGAAUGGCAGAACUCCCUUCAGAAGUACGCUGGCUUGGCAUUUAUAGAGCUAGUGAAUGAGGGGAGAUUAUUAGCACAUGCCACAAGAGAUCACAUCGUGCGUGUGGCAAAUGAGGCAGAGUUUAUACUGAACCGCAUGCGGGCUGAGGAUGUACAGAAACAUGCAGAGUUUGAGACGUUGUCAGCUGAGUCUAUGGUGGAACGCAAAGACGAGGAGAAACUUGUCAAUCACCUGAUUACCUCAGCAAAGAGGAGGGACCACGCAAUAGCAGCCAAAACGAAGGAGAAGAUACUAAACAUCCUCACAAAUAAGCAUGGUGCCUGGGGCGAACCUGUUAACAACAAACUGUCUUACUGGAAGCUGGACACAUGGGAGGAUGAUUCCAGGAGGAGACGACGGCUGAUUAAAAACCCUCUGGGCUCCGCACACCCGGAGGCUACCCUCAAGGCAGCUCUGGAACAUGGUGCCACAGAAGAUGCCAUAAACAAGGCACGUGAUGCCCUGCAUGCACAUCUGGCCUCCAGCAAGCGAACGCAGCAGCAAGCAACGGACUACACAGACGAGGAGCUGCUGAUGGAUGAGAGGGACCUGGAGCCCGAGUUUGCAGGGCCUGUGGCAAUGUCCACUUCCUGCAAACUUAUUGUACCAGGGCUGGCAGUGGCUGGAACCAUGUCAAUCACAAAAUCUGAACUGUACUUUGAAAUGGAUGAGGAAGAUAGCCAAAACCAGAAGAUGGACCCUGCUGUGCUGUCCUAUGUGGAUUGUUUACAUGGCAAGUGGCAUUUCAACGAAAUCAGAGCAAUCUUUUCCAGACGCUAUCUCCUGCAAAAUGUGGCCAUCGAAAUCUUCAUGUCCAACCGAACUGCUGUCAUGUUUGCCUUCGCUGACCAUGCCACGGUCAAAAAGGUAGUGAACGCCUUGCCCCGGGUGGGGGUCGGUGUCAAGUAUGGAUUACCCCAGGCCAGGCGAAUGUCAUUGGCUGUAGGAAAACAGUUGUUCAAGCUGUCAAGCAUGACCCAGAAAUGGCAGCGAAGGGAAAUUUCAAAUUUUGAUUACCUAGUUUAUCUUAACACAGUAGCAGGGAGAACAUACAAUGACCUGAACCAGUACCACAUAUUCCCAUGGGUCCUUGUUAACUAUGACUCUGAAGAGUUAGAUCUGAGUCAACCUAGUAACUACAGGGACUUGUCCAAGCCAAUUGGGGCUCUAAACCCUGCCCGCAGAGCUUUCUUUGAGGAGCGCUAUACCAGCUGGGAGCAUGAACAAAUACCACCAUUCCAUUACGGGACCCACUAUUCCACAUCUGCCUUCACCCUCAACUGGCUUAUACGCAUGGAACCUUUCACAUCCAUCUUUCUCAACUUCCAAGGUGGGAAAUUUGAUCAUGCCAACCGGACAUUCUUCUCAGUAAGUCAAGCCUGGAAGAACUCACAGAGAGACACAUCAGACGUCAAGGAAUUGAUACCGGAAUUUUUCUACCUGCCUGAAAUGUUUAAGAACAUAAACGGCUACACAAUGGGGAAGACCGAGGACGGUGAAACUGUGGACAACGUGGUGUUGCCUCCAUGGGCUAAAUCCCCGGAGGAUUUCAUCAGGCUCAGCAGAAUGGCCCUGGAGUCCGAGUUUGUUUCUUGUCAGCUUCAUCAUUGGAUAGACCUGAUCUUUGGCUACAAACAGAGAGGACCAGAGGCUGUGCGGGCCACAAAUGUGUUCUACUACCUGACUUACGAGGGCAGCGUUAACCUGGAGACAAUGACGGACCCCGUCAUGAAAGAGGCAAUAGAAAACCAAAUCCGCAGCUUUGGGCAGACUCCUACGCAGCUGCUGACAGAGCCUCAUCCUCCUCGCAGCUCAGUUAUGCACCUGUCCCCGAUGAUGUUCAGCGGUGUGCAAGAUGAUGUCUGUAUGAUAAUGAAGUUCCUGUCCAACUCGCCAGUCACCCAUGUGUCUGCCAACACCCACCCUGCAGUUCCUUCCCCUGCCGUCACCACGGUAACCUGCAACCACAAUUUUGCUGUGAACAGAUGGAACCCAGGUUACCAGCCUCAGACGUCAGCCACCAGCUUCUCAUCAGAUAAACAAGAAGCUCCACCCCAGCUCCCACUAGCCAUGGAUCAGCUUUUAGCACUGAACACUGGCCUGAGCAAGCGGAACCUGGGGGAUAACUUUGACCAAAGGUUAAAGGUCAGACAUUCCAGCUUUGUGACAACAGCUGAUAAUCGCUUCUUGUUCGCAUGUGGCUUCUGGGACAAGAGUUUCCGGGUGUUCUCAACAGACAGUGGUCGGAUCUGUCAGGUAGUGUACGGACACUUUGAUGUGGUGACGUGUUUGACACGCUCAGAGUGUAACAUUGCGCAGGACUGUUAUGUGGUGACAGGCAGUAAGGACUGUACAGUGAUGGUGUGGCUGUGGAGCUCACGAGGCCAGGCUGUGGUCGGGGAAAACGCUAAUGUGGACCACCCCACCCCCAAAACCAUCCUGACGGGUCACGAGACAGAAGUGACUUGUGUGGCAGUCCUUGCUGAGCUGGGCUUGGUCAUCAGUGGAUCCAAAGCUGGCCCCUGCCUGGUGCACACCCUCAACGGGGACUUACUGCGAGCCUUAGAGCCCCCUGAGGGUACCUGCUCCCCUGAGCUUAUUAACUUAUCCAGAGAGGCCUUCGUUAUCGUCAAGUUUGACAAGGGACACAUUACUAACUACAGCAUCAAUGGCUGUCUGCUCCGGGAUUUCAGUCAUAAAGAAGUCAUUUUGUGCUCAUUGCUGAGCCGUGAUGGUCAGUACCUGAUUCUGGGCUGUGAGAACGGGGUUGUCGAGGUGUGGCGGACACACGAUCUUACCCAGCUGUAUUCCUACCCGGCCUGUGAUGGACAGAUCUGCUCUAUAGCCUUGACACAUGACCACAAAUUCCUCUUAGCUGGCCUGUCAACAGGUUGCCUGCUUGUGUUUAAUAUAGACUUCAACAAGUGGCAUCACGAAUACCAGGAGAGGUAUAGCUAGUGGAUACGAGUCAUUAUCAGCAACAAAUCAACCACUGGCAUCAAAGAUAUCUGGAGAGAUGUACCCAUUUGACAAGGGCCUUCAUCAGCAGCCAAUUAAAUUGACUUGUCUGAAAGUGUUGACCAAUCGAUAUGCAGCUGAUCCGAUUUGAAUGAGCAUUUUCUCGACUGAUUGAUUUUUCAAUAUAAUUAAGCUGUGACUAGGCCAUACAGCUUCCGUUAUGAGUGAGAUAUACCUUUAUAUGUUAAGGGAGAUCUGUUUUGUCAUUCAUUCUGUCCAGUUUUUGAUUUUGUUUUAUUCGCUAUUAAUCAUUUUUGGUAAUUACUAGGUUGUAAAAAUUGAUAAAUGUUUCCUGUUUCCUGAAAACAAAGAAGAAGGCCUGUUCCUGUAAAAACAAAACUGUUUUAUAUAUAUAUAUAUAUAUAU